ACGACUUCUUCCUUCAAACUUGAAAUAUUCACCCAUUUCAUUUCAAUAAACUUUUUUCUACAAUAUUAAUUAUCAUCUGUUUUGCUCCUUUUUAUGGUUGGAUCAGAAAUUGAAGAUAUAUACUUGUUAACUAACUGAAUUUUCCUACAGAAGAUGGCUGAAAAUGAAAUUGAGGAAAUGUUAGAUCACCUGAGAAGGAUCAAGAGUGGAGAUGAUCUGGAUAUUGAACAAAUUGAGAUACUUGAAAUGGUGCUAAUAGUUUUUAGAACCUAUAUAAAGUAUCAACAUGUUCUUUUGCCUGAUUUCUUAGUCAAACUCACAAAGUAUGCCAAAUGGACUGUGCAAAUGCUUGACAAGGUAUUUGAUGGGAUUCCAGAUGAAUGUAAAACUAACCUUAACCUGGAAAGGCUAGAAUCACAUUUGUUGGAAUUCUUUGAAGGUAAUACCAGUUUAAGUUACAAUUAUGGGUUGAAUGAUUUUGAUCUGUCAGAAUGUAUGGAUUGCCUCGGAAAGAAUCUAAAUGAUGUACUGAUGUGCCUGGAAGAGGCUGUGUCUGACGCUCUUGAAGGACACAGAUUUAUAAAGCAACUGAAAAUUGUUCAAAAGAAAAUGAAAUUUUUGACAUUCUUAUAUGUCACAGAGAUAAAUGGUUACGUCGACCAUGAGAAGCUGGAAUGUUUGGAGACUCGAAUUCUGUUCAUGGCAGACAAUGUGGGACAAUUUUGUCUUUCUAUAUUAGUUGUGGUUGUUGCUGAUUUUGUAGAUUAUGAGGUUGAGGGUGACAUAGAUAGGUAUGAUUUCUUAUAUAAACUUUCUUAUCUAUUAUGCUUGAUUAAGCUAGUGCAGCUGGAAAUGAAGAAGAUUUUUCUCAGUGAACUAAAGGCUUCAAAGUUUACUCAAUCAAGAACUUUCAAGGACAAGAAAUUACCAAAAGGAUUUUCACAUCAUCUCCACAGUCUGCUGGUGUAUCUCAGAAACAAAAAGCUCGAGAACUUUCCUAAUAAUGUCUUUGCUCAAAAUAUUGAUGUGGCAAUAGAGUUCUUAUUGGUAUUCCUUGAUGCUGAUGUGUCAAAUCAUGUUAUUAAUGGUGACUGGUUUAAUGAAGUUAUGGAAAAGGUUGGAGCUAUAGCGGGUGAUGUUCUAUAUGUAAUUCAAAAGCUUCUUCCUAGCUCCAUAAACAAAGAUGACACUAGCAAAAUAAGUCUUUGCUCGAUACAGAUAUUGGAGAAAACUAAAGAUCUGAAGGCACAAGUGGAGACGUACUACAAAUCCUUAAAAUUUACUCCAUCUCAGUUCCCCACCUUUGGUGGAUUGAGCUUUCUAGAUUCUCUUUUAAGGAAACUGAAUGAGAUGUCGAAAUCUAAAUCUGGUUUAGAUUUCCUGAUGAAACCUCUUUUAGGGAAUUUGGAGAAAGAGCUAUCAUCUCUUACAUCCAGUUUAGAGAUGGAGCUGUCAUCCAUUUUCAGAGAUGUCGCAAAGGUGCACCAUGAACAUAAAAUUCUUAAAGAUCUUCAGCGACGUACCCUCAAUUUGGCAUAUGAGGCUGAGGUUGCCAUUGACUCUAUUCUUGCUCAGUAUAAUGCUUUUUUGCAUAUUUUUUGCUCACUUCCUACAAUCUUAAAAGAGAUCAAGAAAAUUAAUGCGGAGGUGACUGAGGUUUGGUCGGCGGACAUUCCUCUCAAUCCUCACAAUGAGGUUGCUCCAUUUGAACAUCUGCCAACUCGACAUAGCAAUCCUGUGACUGAUGAGGAGAUAGUGGGUUUUGAGAUAGCAACAGAAAAAAUGUUUCAGUAUCUGAUUAGAGGUACAAAUGAGCUAGACGUCGUCCCAAUUGUAGGCAUGGCGGGACAAGGGAAAACAACAAUUGCUAGAAAGGUGUACAAUAGUGACAACAUUGUUUCUCAUUUUGAUGUUCGAGCAUGGUGCAUCGUUUCCCAAAUGUAUAAUCGGAGAGAGCUAUUACAAGAUAUUUUUAGUCAAGUUACUGGUUCCAAGGACAAGGAAAAUGACGUUUGCGUACUUGCUGGCAUGUUGAGGAAAAGACUAAUGGGAAGGAGAUAUCUCAUUGUCCUAGAUGAUAUGUGGGAUUGUAUGGCAUGGGAUGACUUAAGGUUUUGUUUUCCAGAUGUUGGAAAUAGAUGCAGAAUAGUCGUAACAACUCGACUUGAAGAAGUGGGUAAGCAAGUCAAGUACCGUACUGAUCCUUAUUCUCUUCCAUUCCUCAAAACAGAAGAGAGUUGCAAAUUGUUGCAGAAAAAAGUGUUUCAGAAGGAAGAUUUCCCGCCUGCACUUCAAGAUGUGAGUCAAGCAGUUGCAGAAAAAUGCAAAGGGUUGCCUCUAGUGGUUGUCUUGGUAUCUGGAAUAAUCAAAAAAAGGAAAAUGGAAGAAUCUUGGUGGAAUGAGGUGAAAGAUGCUUUAUUUGACUAUCUUGAUCGUGAAUCUGAAGAAUAUAGUCUGGCGACUAUGCAGUUGAGUUUUGAUAACUUACCCCAUUGUUUAAAGCCUUGUCUUCUUUAUAUGGGGAUGUUUCCGGAGGACACAAUAAUUGCAGCGUCUAAGUUGAUAAGUUUAUGGAUUGCGGAAGGAUUCGUGGAGAACACUGAAUCUGGGAGAUUAAUGGAAGAGGAAGCUGAAGGUUACUUGAUGGAUCUAAUUAACAGUAACAUGGUAAUGCCUUCAAAGAGAAGUUAUAAUGGUAAAGUCAAAUACUGCCAUGUUCAUGAUGUUGUGCAUCACUUUUGCAUGGAGAAGAGUAGAGAAGUAAAUUUUAUGCUGGCAGUGAAGGGGCAUGCUAUCCAGUUUCAACCUUUGGAUUGGAAGGGAAGUCGAGUGAGCUUCAGUUUCAGUAGAGAGCUUUCCAAGUUAGCAUCUCUGGUCUCCAUAACACAGAAGCCUUUCCACCAACACUUGAGGUCACUGAUAACAACCAAUCGAGAAGAAUUUAUUGAUGCGAUUCUCUUCUGUGAGAUUAGUGAAUUGCGACUUCUUAAGGUCUUGGAUUUGAGUUCUUUUAAUAUGAUAUGGUUGGCGUCAUCUACAUUCAAACCACUAAAUCACCUGAAGUACCUCGCAGUUUGGGCAGAUAAAUUCUAUUUUCAUCCAGAAUCACAUCUGCCCCAUCUAGAAACUUUAAUUGUGGAGGAUAAUGAUAAUAUAGUACUGUUACCAGCGUCUUUUUGGGAAAUGGAAAAAUUAAGGAAUGUUGAGAUUUUUCAAGCUGAAUUUGAUUUGGAAGAGGAUGAGCAGGGGAUCUUUGAAGAAUCCUCAAAAUUGGAAAACUUGAGGAUAUUAAGGAAUGUUAUAUUUCGAAUUCGCAAUGCUGAUAGGAUGGAUGUGUUAUUAAGGAGGUGUCCUAAUCUUCAACAACUUGAAAUCACUUUUUCGGACACUAACGAUUCUGCAGAGCCGUAUUGUCCCAAAUUGGAGAAUCUUACCCAGCUUGAAAUACUUCAACUUUCCUUUCUGCAUCCCCAUAUUCUAUCUGGGUUACAGUUGCCUUCAAAUUUAAACAAGUUGGCACUAAAUGGGACUCAUAUAGAAACGGCUAUUCCCUUCAUUGCGGGACUACCAAACCUGGAGUAUCUCCAAUUACAUGAUCUGCAUUUGUUUCAAUUAGAAGAGUGGUGCCUUGGAGAUAUUACUUUCCCUAAACUUAAGUUGUUGAAACUGGUGGAGUUACGUAUCUCAAGGUGGGAUGCCUCGGAGGAAUCCUUUCCCCUGCUUGAAACACUUGUUAUAAAAGAGUGUUACAAACUCAAGGAGAUCCCCCUUAGCUUUGCAGAUAUUCCAACACUGAAACAGAUUAAGUUGAUUUAUUGCGACAACAAAGCUCUUGAGGCUUCAGCUGUGAGAAUUAAGGAAGAAGUCGAAGAGAUUGAAGGAUGUGACCGUAUAGACCUCGUCCAAAAACACACUCAAUACAGAUCAACCAUGUUGUUGUUGUUGAGUACUUGUUGACGGUGCAAUGUUUGGACAAAUCCUUCUUUGUUCUCUUUGAUAUAAAGCCAGGAGAUUCACUAACAAUGAUAUAGACUAGCAGAAUGAGCAUAAAUUGUACGCAAACAAGUCCAAAGGUAAAGAAGAUUCUCUGUUUAUAAAAGCCAAAG
This is a messenger RNA of Solanum dulcamara, 4106 nucleotides long. Its product is annotated as putative late blight resistance protein homolog R1A-3. The record is from RefSeq and is a predicted model, not a curated record. Lineage: Eukaryota; Viridiplantae; Streptophyta; Magnoliopsida; Solanales; Solanaceae. The coding region runs from base 154 to 3957 and encodes 1267 amino acids. Gene Ontology annotation, biological process: defense response to other organism. The transcript has 3 exons. Gene Ontology annotation, molecular function: ADP binding.